AUGGAGGAGAAGCAGAUCUCCGAAGGUGAUGGUGGCCACCUUGCGCCGCACGCCCACGCACUCUCAGAUGAGGAGAAGAGGAUUAUCGACCGACAGCUGGAAGCACCCAAAAGAAAGAUCGGAUUAUUCUCGAUACUUGCAUUCGCCAACCGAACCGAAAAGAUCAUCAUGGCAAUCUCUUUCCUUGCAUCGGUCAUUGCAGGCGCCGUUCUCCCCCUGAUGACCCUUGUUUAUGGCAACUUCGCCAAAAGUUUUACGAGUUUCGCCGUCGACGAUGUCGCGAAGAAGCAGUUUACACACCAGGUCAAUACAUUCACUCUCUACUUCGUGUACCUGGGUGUCGCUUCAUUGGUCACCGUCUACAUCAGUAUCAUAGGCUUCUCGUACACUGGCGAGAAGAUCGCGCAGCGCAUUCGCGAACUUUACCUGAGGGCUAUCUUCCGUCAGAACAUUGCUUUCUUCGAUUUUCUGGGUGCUGGAGAGGUCACAACUCGUAUCAGCUCGGACAUGAACCUUGUGCAAGACGGAAUUGGUCAAAAGAUUGCCCUGUUCCUUAACGGGCUCUCCAUGUUCGCGGCAGGCAUUGUCGUUGGAUUUGUCAGGUCUUGGAAGCUCUCACUUAUCAUGCUGUCUGCAACCGUUGCCUUAAUCCUCAUGAUGGGCGUCAACGGCCGCAAUAUGAGAGUCAACCAGCUGAAGUCGGUCGACGAAUAUGCCACGGCGGGCACCCUGGCCGAAGAAGUCUUGUCCUCGGCCCGCAAUGUCACAGCCUACGGCACACAAAAGAAAUUGCAGAAGAAAUACAAAACCUUCCUUGACCGGGCCGCUGUAUCCGACUUCAAGGCCAAGAUGUGGCUUUCCUCCUUGAUUGCUGCGAUGCAAAUCGUCAUCAACUUACAAUAUGCCUUGGCCUUCUGGCAGGGGAACAGAUUCAUGCGUUCAGGAGAACUCGACGUCGCGAAAAUCCUGACGGUCGUUAUGGCAUCGAUGAUCGCUGGCUUCUCUAUAGGACAGAACCUGCCACACCUGCAAGCGUUUGGUCAAGCAGUGGCAGCAGCGACCAAGGUCAUCAACACCAUCGAGAGACAGUCCCCCAUUGAUCCAGAGACAGAUGAGGGAGAGAGGCCAGGAGAGUUCAUCGGCAACAUUGAAUUCAGAGACGUCAAGCACAUAUAUCCAUCUCGCCCCGACACAACGGUCUUGGACGGAUUCGGCCUGAAGGUUCCUGCCGGGAAGAUGCUGGCGCUCGUUGGAGCAUCGGGGUCCGGCAAGUCGACGAUUUUUGGCCUUCUUGAGCGCUUCUAUCUACCCAUGAGCGGCCAGAUCCUGCUGGAUGGCAAAGAUAUCAGCACACUCAAUCUUAAGUGGCUGAGGCGGCAUAUUGCAAUCGUUAGCCAGGAACCGACGCUCUUUAGUACUACUAUUUACGAGAGCAUCGCACACGGGCUAGUUGGAACGGAGUGGGCCGAGGCAUCCGACGACGUGAAGAUGGACCUCAUUGUAGAGGCCGCCAAAGUGGCUAAUGCAUUUGACUUCAUCGAGAGCCUGCCCGACAAGUUCCAGACCCGAGUAGGCGAAAGAGGGAAUUUGCUCUCAGGAGGACAGAAACAGCGCAUUGCGAUUGCACGAGCCGUUGUGUCUAACCCGAAAAUUCUCCUUCUUGAUGAGGCUACCGCGAGUUUGGACACGAAAUCCGAGAGGGCCGUACAGGAGGCACUGGAUCGUGCUUCGGAAGGCCGGACCACGCUUGUCAUUGCGCAUCGAUUGUCGACUAUCAAGAAGGCAGAUAACAUUGUGGUUAUGGCCAAAGGCAGAAUCGUCGAGCAGGGCACGCAUGAAGAGCUGCUUGAGUCAGAGGGUGUAUAUCACAGUCUCGUCCGGGCGCAGGAACUCAGCUCCGAGAUUCGUCCCGGGAACACGACCGCACAGAACACCGCAGACAUUACAGAAGAUGACGAGAAGCUCGAAUUGCUCCGCACCGCCACGACGACGGAGAAGGCGCCGAGAAAAGCUGCUGGGGAGGAGAAGGACAAGGAGUAUCCCACGUCGCAACUAAUCAAGUUUGUAUGGAAGAUGAACAAGCCAGAACAGUUCCUGUUGUUUCUCGGCUGCAUCUUUAGUUUUGGUGGCGGCACAAAUCCAGCCAUCCAGGCCAUCUUCUUUGGAAACACCAUUACAGCCUUGGUUGCGCCCGAGCUGACGACUGGCAACCACAACGUCAAUUUCUGGUGUCUCAUGUUUCUCAUGUUGGGUAUCGUAAUAUGGGCGUUCUAUUUCGCCCAAGGCCUCGCACUGUCCAAAGCAUCUGCUCGCCUCAUUGCACGUGUCAGAGAGCGAGCUUUCGGUGCCGCCCUGCGACAGGACAUCGAAUUUUUCGAUGGUGAUACAGUGACGUCCGGAUCUCUUGCAACAUUCUUGUCGUCCGAGACGAACCGACUCGCAGGCUUGACGGGAUCAACACUCGGUACAAUCCUAGGAUCGCUAUCCUCAAUCGUCGUUGCCAUAAUUGUUGGCUGCAUCUUUGGCUGGAAGCUUGCGCUCGUAUGCACAUCUACCAUUCCACUUUUGCUUGCCACCGGAUACUUCAGGUUUCAGGCUCUCGUCCGUAUGGAAAAGCGUACCAAACGAUCGACCGAAGCCGCUUCGUUCGCCUGCGAAGCUGCCUCCUCCAUCCGAACUGUGGCCUCCCUGUCUCUCGAACAGCAUCUGAUCUCCGAGUACCACGACAAACUCGUGGUUCAAGCCAAGGGUAACAUCCUCUACAAUAAUGUGUCCGCCAUUCUCUUUGCCCUGUCGAAUGCUUUGAACUUGCUCAUCUUUGCUCUUGUAUUUUGGUAUGGCGGCAAGCUAAUGUUGGACAUGGAGUACACGGUUGUCCAGUUCUUUAUCGUCUACGCUGCCAUCAUCAACGGAGCACAAGCCGCAGGUGCCAUCUUCUCGUUCGCACCGGACAUGGGGGAGGCGAGGGCUGGCGCCACCCUGUUGAAGAGCUUCAUCGACCGUGUUCCAAAGAUCGAUCACUGGUCCACCGAAGGGAAAAGGGUGGAUGAUUUUCAGGGUAGGAUCUGUCUCCAUAACGUGCGUUUCACAUACCCCGGUCGCCCUGAUCAUCCCGUCCUGCGCGGUGUAAGCCUCACUGCGGAGCCUGGACAGUUCGUUGCGCUCGUCGGAGCAAGCGGAAGCGGAAAGUCUACGGUGAUGGCGCUGCUAGAACGUUUUUACGACCCCGAUUCCGGCUCUGUCAUGGUUGAUGACGUGGAGUUGAAGGACUACAAUUUGCAGGAUUACAGAGCUCAGUUGGCAAUUGUCAGUCAGGAGACGACGCUGUACACCGGUACGAUUAGGGAGAACAUUCUGGCGGAUAAGGAAGAUGUGGACGACGAGAGAAUUGCGCAGGUCUGCAAAGAUGCUAAUAUCUACGACUUCAUUGUAUCCCUUCCGGACGGCUUCAACACUCUAGUAGGAGCAAAGGGCGCUCUCCUCAGCGGUGGCCAGAGACAGCGCCUUGCCAUUGCACGCGCUCUACUUCGCGAUCCUAAGAUUUUGCUACUUGACGAAGCAACGUCAUCUCUCGACAGCACCUCCGAACGCGUCGUCCAAAACGCUCUGGACUCCGCGUCCAAGGGCCGCACCACCGUCGCCAUUGCGCAUCGUUUGAGCACCAUUCAGCAUGCAGACGUGAUCUAUGUGUUUGAUAAAGGCAAGAUCGUAGAAAAGGGCAGGCAUGAGGAACUGAUGGGGAAGAGAGGAGUGUAUUGGGAGUUGGCGAGGUUGCAGGAUAUGGGUGCGCCGCAGUGA
This is a messenger RNA of Westerdykella ornata, 3798 nucleotides long. RefSeq names its product leptomycin B resistance protein pmd1. Gene Ontology annotation, biological process: transmembrane transport. The transcript is spliced from 7 exons. Lineage: Eukaryota; Fungi; Ascomycota; Dothideomycetes; Pleosporales; Sporormiaceae. Gene Ontology annotation, cellular component: membrane. Gene Ontology annotation, molecular function: ABC-type transporter activity; ATP binding; ATP hydrolysis activity. The record is from RefSeq and is a predicted model, not a curated record. Bases 1 to 3798 code for a protein of 1265 amino acids.